AUGGACCUCGAGGCCGAGGGAAUGGCACAUGCUGACGCGGAUUCAACGACAUUUGCGCCAGUGACAUCGACUUUGCUAUCCACAGACGCGGUCCGCAGCGACAACCAAGUCGAUGACGCGCCAUCGACGACGCCAGACUCGCUCGACACCGUGCUGCACAUGAUUGACGGCUACAUCGACUGGCUCGCAGCAUCGCCGCGCGAGCUCAUCGAGGUCGACACCAACAAGAACAACAACAACCAGCCCGAAGGCGACGACGGAAAGGUCAAAGGACGAGCCGAUUUGACGCCCGAAGUCGACACCGAGAUUGCGAUGACAACAACGACGUUAGCCAGGACAAAACCACCGGCGAAACUGGCGCGAAGCAAGCCGCCAACAUCCAAGCUCGGUCAUUUGGCCGCUGUCGCGCCAGCCAAGGCAGCGAAGCGGCCACCGAAAGUAGGCGCCGAAAGCGACACCCGCCCGCGCUUUGUGACCGUGUCCCGCAAGCGCAGUUACUUUUCAAAGGCUUAA
This is a messenger RNA of Saprolegnia parasitica CBS 223.65, 513 nucleotides long. RefSeq lists its product as hypothetical. The record is from RefSeq and is a predicted model, not a curated record. NCBI's taxonomy places the organism in Eukaryota, Oomycota, Saprolegniomycetes, Saprolegniales, Saprolegniaceae. The transcript has a single exon. Bases 1 to 513 code for a protein of 170 amino acids.